AUGAAGAUAACGCUACUGAUCCUUUCCAUGGCACAGAGUAGUUGUGAAAGGGCUCUGGGCUGGGAUUGGCUGGAUGUUGGGCACUGUGACAUCAUGCUGGCUCCCAGUACAGGCUGGAGGAUGGGGAGCACAGGAGGACUAUGCCAGGCACUGCUGCUCUCCCUUGUAGGGAGUCUGGGGGCUCUCGAUGUGGGGCCGUGUGAUGGCCCCUGUGGGUUACGGCCAUGGACCAAAAUUAAAAGUGUAAACAGUCGGAUCUUGGGAGGCAAGGACACUCAACCUGGAGCUUGGCCCUGGAUGGUCAGUAUGCAGCUGAUUACCCAUAGUGGCCAAAGGUCCCAUGUUUGUGGGGGCUCUCUACUGAGCCCCACCUGGGUGCUCACAGCUGCACACUGCUUCAAGGGUAUCAGUCAGUGGCGUCUGGUGGUUGGUGCAUGGGAGGUUCAAUGGGCAGCAGCUGCCACCCUCAGCCCCCUCGUACAGGAGCGGAAGGUAGUCCAUAUUAUGCUACAUGAGCAGUACAACACUUGGACAGAGACCAAUGACAUUGCGCUGGUGGAGAUGGAUGUACCUGUGCGCUGUGGCUACCUGGUCCAAAUUGCCUGUCUACCCCGGUCCUCAGAUGGUCCAGUGAAGGAUUCAGAGCCCUGUGUCAUUGCUGGCUGGGGAUACAAAGAGGAAGAUGCUUCACAGCCAGCAGCUAUUCUACAGGAAGCAGAGGUGAAAAUCAUUAAUUUGGAAAUAUGCAAUGGGACUGAGUGGUACCAUGGAUCCAUUCACUCAAGCAACCUGUGUGCUGGCUACCCAGAGGGCAAAAUCGACACUUGUCAGGGGGACAGUGGUGGGCCACUCAUGUGCAAGGACAAGAGCAGUAACACGUUCGUGGUGACUGGAAUCACUAGCUGGGGCACAGGUUGUGCCCGGGCAAAACGGCCAGGAGUCUACACCUCUACGUGGGACUUUCUGGAGUGGAUCACGUCCAAGAUUGGAGCUGAUGCUGUGCUUGAUGACAUGCCACCACCAGUCAAGAAUCCCCAAUUAAUUCCUCGUAGAGGGAGAUCAGGGAGAGGGGUGGCUCCAAAGAGUAGGACUUCUUCCAUUGGAGCAAAACAGGGCAUCCCCGCAGGUAAAUGGGACCCCUUUCUCCCUUGA
Molecule: messenger RNA, 1152 nt
Organism: Dromiciops gliroides (monito del monte)
Lineage: Eukaryota; Metazoa; Chordata; Mammalia; Microbiotheria; Microbiotheriidae
Product: acrosin-like
Exons: 6
Coding region: 1-1152 (383 amino acids)
Biological process (GO): proteolysis; acrosome reaction
Molecular function (GO): serine-type endopeptidase activity
Source: RefSeq, a predicted model, not a curated record